This is a messenger RNA of Dendronephthya gigantea, 1197 nucleotides long. Its product is annotated as ribosomal RNA processing protein 36 homolog. Gene Ontology annotation, cellular component: 90S preribosome; nucleolus. The record is from RefSeq and is a predicted model, not a curated record. Gene Ontology annotation, biological process: maturation of SSU-rRNA from tricistronic rRNA transcript (SSU-rRNA, 5.8S rRNA, LSU-rRNA). Lineage: Eukaryota; Metazoa; Cnidaria; Anthozoa; Malacalcyonacea; Nephtheidae. The transcript is spliced from 9 exons. Bases 27 to 806 code for a protein of 259 amino acids.
CAGGACUCCUCUCGGUGUGAUUCAAGAUGGCUGCCACAAGUGAAGAUGAAAAAGAUGAUAAUUUAAAAGACUUUAGAGAAGCUGUCGUACAAAAUAAUAACUCAAAUGAAAAGGUUUCUGACAGCGAGAGUGAUAACGAAGAAAUUACAAAGAUUAGAUCUGAACUUUCAACUAUCCCAUUUUGUGAACUUCAAGCUUUGAAAGAUAAGAUUGGAGUAAAAAAGUUUAAUGCUGCACUUCAUGGCUUGUCAAAUUCUGCAAAGAAUCAGAAUAUCACAACAUUGAAAAGAAAGAAUAAAAACAGACCACGCGAAAUGUCAUCGAAAAGACCAGUUUCAAAGUUCAGAUCAGUUGUUCCUGUUACAAAAAAGGCUCCUAGAGACCCCAGAUUUGAUGAUAUUUCUGGGAAAUUUAACGAAAACAUGUUUGAGAAAGCUUAUUCCUUUCUGGACAAUAUAAAACACCAGGAAAUGGAGCAAGUUCAAAAAGAAAUGAAGGCUGAAAAAGAUCCAACUCGAAAAACCAAACUACGUUCACUAGCUCAGAGGAUGGAACAAGCGGAGAAAUUAAGGAAUUUAAAGAAGAAACGAAAAGAAAAAAUGAAAGAGAGAAGAGAAGGAGAACAAGCCUUGAUCAAGCAGGGAAAACGACCGUUUUAUUUAAGAAAAUCUGAAAGAAAGAAACUCGAAUUAGCUGAGAAGUACAAGACGUUGAAGGAAUCGAAGAAACUCGAUCGAUAUAUGAACAAAAAGAGGAAGAAAAACGCGAUGAAACAACGUAAAAUGUUGCCAAAGGAAAGAACGUGAUUUAUAAGAAGAAUAUGGCGAGGUCACUAAGGUGUUGGUUUGAUGUUCCUGCAGUGAAUUGCAGCAAAAAGCAGAAUUCAGAUCACGCAGUUCAGCUGAUGUUUUUUCAGACAUGCCACUGAUGUCUUGCAAUGUCUCUUUUUCAUUUCCGAGCAGAGAUCCAUGCUUUAAAAUGUUUGACAAUGAUGGAACCGCAGUACAUAACAUUAACAGAGUAUAAAAUAGCUUCAUUCGUGUGAAGAACAAUACAUGAGUCUGAUUUAUAGACCUUUUUAUAAUGCAAGCGCGGAAAGUCUGAUGUCACGUUAGUUUUGCGAUCCCAAUCAAACUUUGUGUUACAUUUUACAUUCAACUUUUACAUCCAACGCAUUUGCUAUAACUAUCACCUGUU